ACAAGCUUGUUUUUCGUUUUUGGCGCGACAAGCCAACGAAAUAUACUGGUUGCUGCUAGAAAAAUCUCCACCUACAUUUGUAUGGAUGGAAUUGUUCCUGCCCUUUGCUUGACCCUGUAUAUUUUGUAUGUUUGACCCGUGCAGUUUUUAAAAUUGGAAAUUUGUUUGACCCGUAUACAUAAAUUUUUGCGGUAAAAAUCCUUGACCCUUGUCUUAAAGUUGCCACGUUUGAAUUUGUUUUUUGUGACUUUUGCGUGGUUUUAUAUAAAACGAACUAACCUUAUCACAAUUGCUUUUCGCAAACAUUUUUUGGGACAGACACCGCCAUCGUGGUCGUUUGGUAAAGAGGACAUUUCGCCGAGAUUAAAGAAAUAUUUUAACAAAAAAUAAAGUUCAUUUUUGAAAAUUUGUAACUUCGUGAAAGAAUUUCAUAGCGACCCCACGUAUGCACUUGCCUUAUACUAUAUGGUGAAGUGACCCAAAUCAAACAUUUUAUUGGCGUCGUUUUUUGUUGUGGUUUUGUUUCGGAUUACAAAUCUGAGGAACCUUUUUCGUUUCCUGUGCGGAAUUUUUGGAAUUGAUGUUUAUGUGACCCUUUCUACCGAACUCAUUCUUCUGAUUGUUUGAUGUGAUUGCUGACACUCUGGUUUUACAUCUUCUGUUUUUGUACAUUGUGAAGUAGAAUACCUGAUACGUUUUCCAAAGCCUACUUCUAACCCACCAAGGCGAAAAUUGAAUAAAUUUUUCCAUUUUUUGUGCCUAGAAAUCGGGAUCUGACCCUUCAAAAACUUGAAGGAAGAAAUUUUAAACAAAAUGGAGAAGGCAAAGUCUAAGAGCGAUAGAUUUGCGAAUAGCGUCAACGAUUUAGUAGAUUUCGACAACACAUUUGCAGCUGCAAAGUCCGAUGAUAAUAUACAUAGUCUUGAGGCUCUAAGGGUGGAGUUAGAUUCAUUGUGGGACAACGUCAAGAAAUCGUACUUAGACAGUCGCGAUCAUAUCACCGCGGCGGAAGAGACCGCCAUAGAUAAGAACAAGCUUCGAUCUCAUUACAAAGACGCGCGGGAAUGCUACAUGCGAGCCAUAGGCGCCCUAAAUGCGGACAUUAUGGCUUUGAAGGAUCAGGCGAACCAAGAGAAGAAGGAGAGGGAAUCUUUGCAGGAUGUGGACUUCACGCCAGUUUCAAGGCUUCCACCUUGUGACACAGACACUUUUAAAGGUGGGUACACAGCAUGGCCUACCUUUAGGGACCUGUUCAGUGCCAUUUACAUCAAGAACUCAAAGCUGAGUAAUGUUGAGAAGCUCUUCCAUCUUACGCAGAAGACCUCUGGGGAAGCAAGGGAAAUAAUAAGUCAUGUUCCUCUUACAAAUGAUGGGUUUUUGUUAGCUUGGGCCAAUCUUACUGAUCGGUAUGAGAACAAAAGGAUGCAAGUCAACGAACAGUUAAAAAAUCUUUUUAACCUGCCAAACGUUACAAUAGACUCCUCUCAAACGGUUCAGAAGUUACAGCGAAUUGUUAACACAAGUCUACAGACACUGGAGACACUUGGAGUAGAUGUUAAAGGAUGGGACCCACUUUUGAUUUAUCUUUGUUCUGCAAAAUUACCGAGGCAAUUUCUAGAGGAGUUUGAGAAUUCACUGGAAGAUUGCAAGAUCCUUCCAAAAUGGGCAGAAUUUGAUAAAUUUCUGACCCACAAAUUUAAGACACUCGAAUCUGUCGGGAAUAUUAAGCCGUCUUUCAGUAAGCAAAACCAUAAUAGGCAAGAUAACUACAAAAAUAAUAAGUUCGUCAACAGUUUUCACACCAAUGUUUCACAAAAGACACAAAACUCAGGUACAAACAAUAGCGGCAAUACACAGCAAAAUACAACAAUUCGGACCCAAAAUACAAAAUGCUGCCAAAUUUGUAAGGCCACACAUUUUAUUAGGGAUUGUCCGAAAUUUAUUGAAAAGAAUAUCAAUGACAGAAUUCACGUAGUGAAAGUUUCGCACUUAUGCUACAAUUGUCUGUCGACGAAUCACGGUGUAAAGGAAUGCAAGAGCAAGUUUACAUGCCGCGAAUGCAACUUGCGACAUCAUACAAUGCUACAUAAGGGACAAGAGAACCAACCUUGUAAUCAAGACUCAGCUAGAGAUGCAGCACAACCUAGUACUAGUGCUGCAGCUCUUACAACUCGUAUACAGUCCACACCAGACACACAACAGAAUAACAUUGCAACUUUGACCCUUCAGGAUAAUCGAAUUUGUGAGCAUCAUCCUGGGGGAACCUUACUUUUUACUGCUAUAGUGCAAAUAGAAUCUAGAGGACAGCUAUUCGAUGCCAGGGCAAUUAUUGACUCUGGAUCGCAGUCCACUUUCAUUACGGAAAAACUCAAAAACAAGUUGAGUCUUCCAACUAAACGAAACUUAGUACACGUUACAGGACUUAGCCAAAUUGUAGCUGAGACUUCAAAUAAGGCUUGUCUAUUCACCUUACGCUCUCGUAUAGAACCUAGAUUUGAGUUAGAAGUUUGGGCGCCUGUCUUGAAGACCCUUCCUUCUAACUUACCGCCUCAUAACUUAGACCUAGCACAACUUCGAGAUGUUGCCAAUCUAGAUUUGGCAGAUCCGAAAUUCUACAUUAGCCAACCGGUUGAUCUUCUAAUUGGAAUGGACAUAGGACCCCUUAUUUUUGACAUUGGGUCCCCGAUGAAAUCAAUCGGUGCACUACUAGCACAAAACACAGUUUUUGGAUGGAUUGUUGGCGGACCCAUUGCACAGAAAGCUGCGGGUGGUAACCGAGUUUCUCUUCACAACACCAUCUCAAUAGAAAGAAAACUCACACGAUUUUGGGAGGUGGAGGAGGCCCCCAAAAAGAUUUUGAGGUCAGAAGAGGACAUGUUUUGCGAACAAAACUUUAAAGACACUGUAAGGCGCAACUCUAAUGGGAGAUAUAUUGUGACCCUCCCUUUUAGGAAUUGUGAAGAGUUGGGAAACUCGAGGAAUAUCGCAAUGGCACAGUUCUACAGAAUGGAAAGAAAGCUCCAAAAGACACCUGAGAUCAAGGAACAGUACGACAAUGCCAUUCUGGAAUAUCUGGAACUAGGACACAUAAGGAAAAUUACGGCACAGGAGAUAACAAAGACUCCGAAUUACUAUUUGCCGCAUCAUGCUGUCAUUAAGCCAGACCGACUCACUACAAAGCUUAGGGUAGUUUUCAACGCGUCAAGUCCGUCGUCGAACAGAAGGAGCCUAAAUGAUAACUUGUUUGCUGGACCCAUUCUGCAGCAAGAUCUUGUUUUACAAAUUUUGAAGUGGAGGUUCUUCAAAUACGUAUUUAAUGCGGAUGUCACAAAAAUGUAUAGACAGAUUCUUCUCGACCCUAGUCAGACACAAUUCCAGAGAAUACUUUUUAGAAAAUCUCCAAAGGACCCAGUUGAGGAUUUUGAGCUCUUGACUGUAACAUUUGGAGUAAACUGCGCACCUUUCCUUGCAAUCCGGACACUUCUUCAACUUGCGGAAGACGUGACGGACACAUACCCCCUUGCAUCAAAGAUUAUUCGGGAGAAUCUGUAUGUUGACGACGUGUUAGCCGGGGCUCACACGAUCGAUGGAGCCAUAACUUCAAGAAAAGAGUUGAUCGCGGCCUUGAACUCGGCUGGAUUUCAGCUCAUGAAAUGGACAUCUAAUGAUCAUAAGAUUAUACAAGACUUACCGGCAGAACAACUUCUUCCAGUAAAUUGGCUGGAGCUUUCGGAAGACUCCUCAACAAAGACUCUUGGCAUCCGGUGGAAUAUUUCUGGGGAUUAUUUCACCUUUACACAACCGGCAUUAGAAAUCAGAGAGUCUUAUACGAAGAGAGAAGUUUUAUCGGCCAUAGCAAAAUUGUUUGACCCCUGUGGGUGGCUAGCCCCAAUUGUUGUUGUAGCAAAGCUAGUCAUGCAACAGGUAUGGCUAGACAAAAUCGACUGGGAUGAUACGCUAAAGUCAAUAACGUUGAUAAAUUGGCAGAAUUUUGUUAAAAAUUCAGAGGCAAUGGAAUCGGUUAAAAUUCCAAGGUGGAUACGCUUCACACCUGGUUCCAAAGUGGAAGUACACGGUUUCUGUGAUGCCUCCGAAAGUGCAUAUGGUGCAGCAUUGUAUAUUAGGGUGGAACAUGACAACCACCAAACCGACACCUUUCUAUUAGCUGCAAAGACCCGCGUUGCUCCCAUCAAAAAGAUUUCCUUGCCGAGACUCGAACUUUGUGGGGCAGUACUUCUCUCAAAAUUAGCUUCAGCAACCAUGAACAAUCUUCAGAUUAUGAAUUUUAAGACCCAGUUUUGGACUGAUUCCACAAUCGUUUUGUCGUGGCUUAGGAAACCGGCUUGUGCUUGGAGUACAUUCGUUGGAAACCGCGUUUCAGAAAUUUUAGAGAAUGUUGGCAAUGAAAAUUGGCGCCACGUAGACUCCGAGAGCAACCCUGCGGACAUUGCUAGUAGAGGAUGCACUCCUUCAGACUUAAAGGAGUAUUGUUUAUGGUGGCAUGGCCCACAGUGGUUAAAGUUUCCGAAAGACAGAUGGCCAACUUAUCAAGUUCCUGAAGACACAAACCUGGAGGCGAAAGCGAUAAAGGUUUUUGCUACUUCAACCUUUGAAGACCCAUUAGUUAGGUUUUCUUCUUUGUCGCGCGCCUAUAGGGUGAUUAGCUAUGUUUUACGAAUCUGGCGUAAUACGGGGCCCAACCGAUCGCAUCUCAGGAUUUCAUCUUUGGAGAUCACAGCUGAGGAAAUUCAAGAUGUAAAACGCCGUCUACUGAUUGUGACCCAAAAACAUUAUUUCGCCUCUGAAUAUCACGAAUUACAAGAGGAAUCUAGAAUUUCACCCAGUAGCAGCCUCUUAGGUCUUAAUCCAUUUAUAGACUCAAGUGGACUAAUGCGGGCUAAUGGGCGCCUUGUACAGUGUCCUGUUUUAACUUAUAACGAGAGACAUCCCAUUCUGUUACCAUACGAUGCAAGACUCACACAACUUCUAGUAGAUUUCGCCCAUCGAAUAACUCUCCAUGGCGGAAAUCAACUUAUGACUCGGAUUUUACGCUCUGAAUUUUGGAUAUUCAGAUUAAAGCCUCUUGUCAAAAAAGUAAUACAUAAUUGUAAAACUUGUAUUUUGUACAAAAAGCAUGCGCAAUCACAAAUAAUGGCAUCCCUUCCUCCCGAACGGACUUUACUCUCAAGACCCUUUACCAAUACAGGGGUUGAUUUUGCUGGACCCUUUAACAUUAAAAACUAUUCAGGUCGAGCUUGUGUAAUCACAAAGGGAUACGUUUGUAUUUUUGUUUGUUUCGCGACAAAGGCCAUACACUUGGAGGCAACUACGGACCUUUCUACACAAUCGUUUUUAGCAGCCUUGGCACGUUUUAUCGGUCGCAGGGGUUGUCCGGCCUGCAUCUAUUCUGAUAAUGGGAAAAACUUUGUAGGCGCUUCAGAAUUACUGAAAAAGGAUCGCCUAGACUUCUUGAAAACUCUCCAAAAUCAAGCUUCCCAACAAAACGUUUAUCAAAACCUUGUUUGGAAAUUCAUACCGCCGGGUGCCCCUCAUAUGGGUGGCCUUUGGGAGGCGGGUGUCAAAUCAUUUAAAUCCCACUUGCGCAAGUUUAUACCAAAAAUGAACUUUACGUUCGAGGAAUUAACCACAAUUUUGACUCGAAUAGAAGCUUGUUUAAACUCUAGACCCCUUAGUCCAGCCAGCGACGACCCAAAUGAUUUCUCGCCUUUAACCCCAGGCCACUUUCUAAUUGGUACUUCGCUUCUUGCACCAGCGGAACCUGAUGUUUCUGAUCAGGAUGUCUCGUUCGCCAAUAGAUGGAAACGACUGAAGAUAAUUUCGCAAUAUUUUUGUCAAAGGUGGAAGUCAGAAUACUUGAAGGAACUACAUCGUAGAACUAAGUGGAAGUAUCCACAAGAGAACAUCGCGCUAAAUGACCUAGUUGUAAUCCGAGACGACAGAUUCCCUCCAACCGAAUGGGUAAUGGGUCGCGUGGAAAAAACUUAUCCUGGAUCCGAUCAAAAUACACGCGUUGUCGAUGUUAGAACAUCUCACGGCACCUUGAGCAGACCCAUCACGAAACUGGUCAAACUUUUUUCCGCCUGACUAGGCUUUCGCCCAGUAAUCAAAAAACAAAGUACUCCUCCAAAAUUUUUAUUUUCAGGAAUGGC
Molecule: messenger RNA, 6170 nt
Organism: Stomoxys calcitrans (stable fly)
Lineage: Eukaryota; Metazoa; Arthropoda; Insecta; Diptera; Muscidae
Exons: 2
Coding region: 814-6105 (1763 amino acids)
Biological process (GO): DNA integration
Molecular function (GO): nucleic acid binding
Source: RefSeq, a predicted model, not a curated record